AUGUUAGACACCAUCACCAGGGGUCUCGACGCAGUAAACACGGCGAUCACGGCACAGCAAGCUAAGAUCGAUAACAUUUUGGACGUCCUGAAAAACACGGUUGCUGUUCAGAGCACAAACACGGCUGGCAUUCACGACCUUGGAGUACACACGGACGCCUUAAGGGCACAAGUCUCGGCACUGUCGGCAACGAUCAGUAGAACCCCGGCGGCAGUAGCAGCAGGUACAAGCACAGGCAAGGGUGUCGUAGCGAAACCUUCGAUGUUCAACGGCAGCGGUGACCUUUCAUCAUCUCGGUUCUUCCUGGCAACUUUCGUAAAUUGGGCACAGAACCAGGGAACUGCAAUGAACAUAGCGAACCCGGAUGGCAGCUGGACACGGAACGAUCAGAAGUGGAUUGGAUCAGCUCUGAAUUUCCUCACGGACAAGGCACAGUCAUGGGCACUCCCUUAUCUGGAGAAGCUUGGUCUAGGACAGCUGGCAUUCAAGGAUUGGCCUGAAUUCGAGACUGCUUUCCGUAAACGGUUCGAACCGGUUGACGUUAAGACCACGGCUCAGCAGGCGCUGGAAGGAUUGUCCCAAGGCAGAGGCUCAGUGGAACAGUACAAAGCCAAGUUCGAUGAACAUGCCCCUCGUACUGGUUGGCCCGAUACUGUCCUUGCCCGAGAAUUCCGUGAUGGUCUCUCUGAACGUGUCAAGGACGUAAUGAUCAAUCUGACGUACAACAAGGAGAGCUUGGACGACGUCUACCGUGCGGCACAAACGGCUGGUGAACGUAUCCGCGAACGUGAUCAGGAAAAGUCCGGCAAGAGUAGGCACUCUACCGUUUCCUCGAUCCCGGCUCCAGACGCGAUGGACAUCGACGCUACUCGGGUGACCAAGGUACAGGCCCCGGCUAAAAACACUGGUUCUAACGGCAAAACCUACGACGACUUCAAGCGGGCCAUGGUGAACAAGUGCAACAAGUGUGGAUCUUCGGAGCACGUUGCUAAGAAUGGUAACCAUGAGCGCGACGUUUGCUACCACUGCAAGAAGGUUGGUCACAGGAGCACGGCUUGCAUGCGCAAGUUCAUGGGUUUCCCGGCUACGCAGCAGGUUAGUGCCGAUACGGGUGCGUCAGGGUCAGGACAGUCACAGGGUACUGUAACGGUUGGUAACACGGACAAUGCGGAGAAGUUGAAAGCGUUGGAGGAGAAGAUGUCGGCUCUGAUGAAAGAGCAUGAGGCGAUUAAGGCGGCUUUUUAG
Molecule: messenger RNA, 1245 nt
Organism: Stereum hirsutum FP-91666 SS1
Lineage: Eukaryota; Fungi; Basidiomycota; Agaricomycetes; Russulales; Stereaceae
Exons: 1
Coding region: 1-1245 (414 amino acids)
Molecular function (GO): zinc ion binding; nucleic acid binding
Source: RefSeq, a predicted model, not a curated record